This is a messenger RNA of Psylliodes chrysocephalus, 516 nucleotides long. Lineage: Eukaryota; Metazoa; Arthropoda; Insecta; Coleoptera; Chrysomelidae. The record is from the annotation of a GenBank genome assembly.
AUGGCGUUUAAGUUCAUCGCAUUUGCCGCCCUCUUAGCCGUUGCCUCUGCCGGUAUUCUUCCAGCAGGCCCAAUCGGCUACGCAGCUACUCCUGUAGGUUACGCAGCUCCCGUGGCUAAAGCCGUGAUAGCAGCACCUGUAGCCAAAGCUGUCGAAGACUACGACCCCCACCCACAAUACAAUUUCGCAUACGAAAUUCAAGAUGGCCUUACCGGUGACAACAAACACCAACACGAAUUCAGAGACGGAGACGUUGUUCAAGGAAGCUACUCGCUCGUCGACGCUGACGGAUUCAAACGCACUGUAGACUACACAGCUGACCCACUUAACGGUUUCAAUGCUGUUGUACAUAGGGAACCUUUGGUGCAAAAAGCUGUAGUAGCUAAAGCAGUUGCUCCAGUAGCUUAUGCUGCUCCUGUAGCUAAAAUCGCUGCUCCAGUAGCGUAUGCUGCUCCCGUAGCUAAAUUCGCUGCUGCUCCUGUAGCGUAUGCGGCUCCCACUCAAUACUAUCACUAA